UUUCGUACGAGUUAUCCGAUUAGAUAGACGAGACGUAGAUGGCCGUUUUCGGCCAAUAGAAAAUCGGUAUGUAAAAAUGCUAGGAAAAGUGCGGAACGCCUCCCGGUGGCGCAUCGGAUUUCGUGUUAUAGUCGUUUAGUUCGAUCGAGGUCGGAGCGGGUAUAGAGGACGGUGUAAGUGGUCAUGUGGAGGCGAGGAUAUUUAAUUUAACAUGUCAAAGACUAAAUUCACCAUCGACGACGCCUUCGAAACGGAGGAAGACGAGGCGGUGAGGUGUUACGGUACCACGGAGAGCACUCCUUUGAAGCCAAAGAGCAACGAUAGCGUCAUCGUCAGUGUAGCCGAUCCCUUCUUAAUUAAAGUAGAAGAACCUACGAAGGGCAAAUUCGGAAGACUCAAAAUCACCAACGACAGCUUGUCUAAAGAUAGUGAUUCUUUAAUUCAGAGUGAUGUGUACGGUAAAGAAAAAUACGAUUCGAGAUCAAGUUGGUGGAAACAUCCAAAAGUAAAAGAAAAUUGGAAAGUUAUGUUGGCAGCAUUUGGCCUUCUAUUUAUCGGUUUAGGUUUACUUAUCACUGGUGUUGUAGUUCAAGUUUUACCCGAUAUGGGGGUUCAAAGUUUCGUGUUUUUCAUUGCUGGUGCCAUCUGUUUUAUACCAGGAGCUUAUCACGUGGUGUACGUCUACUGCGCAGUCAAAGGAAAGAAGGGAUACGAUUUCUAUAAUUUACCCCUUUUUAACUAAUUGUAUAUACGAACCGUUUCCCCCUAAGUAAACGUGACUUUGGUUUCCUACAUAAUUUGUACAUUGUGUAUGAUAGUGCCAUACGUUACAAGAUUAUAUUGCACGCACCGAUCUGUUUUCGUUUUGCCACGUUCCCAUUGAUUUGUGUAAUCGCGGAACGUUUAUCCAUAAUCAAAACUAAUUUUCGUAUCGUGCGCCCGGGCGACUUUCCUAACGAGUUCAGUAUUAACGGGUGCGUCCGAACCUUCUGUGUAAAGACAAUUGGCAUUAUUAUAUUAUCGUAAUAGCAAUUCUGGUCGUCGAGGACGAAAUUUGUUUCGCUUUCUACGUAAUUUGGCAUUAGCCGUAGAAUUAGCCGACGUAAAACUUAAUCGCACGCAACUUCACGCUGACAAUUGUAUAUAAUUUACUAUGGAAAGUGUCUUUGUUUUUAACCGUGUUUGUCAUACAUCUGUAUAUUCACGUAACCGUAAAUAAACUUUUUUAUUAUUGUUUAA
This is a messenger RNA of Centruroides sculpturatus (bark scorpion), 1239 nucleotides long. RefSeq names its product transmembrane protein 134-like. The record is from RefSeq and is a predicted model, not a curated record. The transcript has 6 exons. NCBI's taxonomy places the organism in Eukaryota, Metazoa, Arthropoda, Arachnida, Scorpiones, Buthidae. The coding region runs from base 212 to 742 and encodes 176 amino acids.